Messenger RNA from Xenopus tropicalis (tropical clawed frog), 1315 nucleotides. NCBI's taxonomy places the organism in Eukaryota, Metazoa, Chordata, Amphibia, Anura, Pipidae. The record is from RefSeq and is a predicted model, not a curated record.
GCGCUGCAGGGACCCGGAAGUUGGUGCUUUUUUUGAUCUAGUGCCGAGUUGGCUCCUGGACAUGGAGACUGGGGGGCGCCCGUCGGUCGGACAGGUCAUCCUGCUCGGCGCCAGUUCCGCCAUCACCGCGCUUUUCUACUCCAUCUACCGCCAUAAGUACCGCUCUGUCCAGGCGCUGAAGGAAGCCAAGAGGUUCUCCCUGACUGACGACCUGCAGGCGGUUCUGUCGGACCUUCCCGGGAAGUGUGUCCCCUACGCCGUUAUAGAAGGGGCUGUGACUUCAGUGAAGGAAGUUCUGAGCAGUCAGUAUGUGGAGAACUGCAGGGGGGUGAUCCAGAGACUGUCACUGAAAGAGCACAAGAUGGUGUGGAACAGAACCACCCACCUCUGGAACGACCACGAGAAAAUCAUCCACCAGAGAAGCAACACCGUCCCCUUCGACCUGGCCCCGGAGGAGUCUGGGGGGGCCGGGGUGUCGGUGCGGGUGGUCCGGCCCUUGGAAGCCGUGGAUCUGGGCCUGGAGACCGUCUAUGAGAAGUUCUACCCCGCAGUCCAGUCCUUCCCCAACAUACUGGGCCAUUACAUGACCGGGGAGCGGCCCAAAGGGGUGCAGGAGACGGAGGAGAUGCUGAAGCUCGGGGCGGCCAUUACGGGCAUCGGGGAGUUGGUUCUGGACAACAAGACCAUCAAGCUGCAGCCGCCCAAGGCCGGUUUGUGUUACUACCUGAGCGGCACCGACUUCCCGGGGCUCCUGGAGAGGCAGGAGGGGCAGAUGCGCUGGUGGCGGAUCCUCAGCAUCGUGUUCGGCGCCGCCACCUGCGUCACCCUCUUCUUCAUCCUCCGGCGCCAGUACCGCCAUCGCAAGGAGAAGCACCAGCUCCAGAACCUGCAGAGAGAGUUCGAGGAGUCGAGGGCCCGGCAGAGAGUCCAGCAGGAACAGCACAACGAGGAGGAAGUACGAAACCCCUGCGCCAUUUGCCUCGGCAAAGAGAGGUCCUGCGUCUUCCUCGACUGCGCCACAUUUUUCUGCUACCCCUGCUACCAGGCCAUGCCCAGCCCAAAUUGCCCCAUUGUCGCAAUGACAUUGCCCGAGUUGGUCCCUUCUGUUAACAGCUGGGGGCCCCCCAACUUGCCAGGCGACCCCUCGGCAUCUCCGCAGUUUUCCCUUCCCAGGGAAAUUACCGGAGAAAGAGCGGAAACCAGGGAAUUUGCAGUAAAUGCCCCUGGCACUCCUUGCUGGUGGGAUAGAGAACGCAGCCCAGGGAAAGUGAUUGAAGUUAAUUGGGCCCAAAGCUCCUCCUGCUGGCUGGGAUAG